Oncorhynchus masou masou (cherry salmon) is the source of this 1416-nucleotide messenger RNA. RefSeq names its product putative nuclease HARBI1. Lineage: Eukaryota; Metazoa; Chordata; Actinopteri; Salmoniformes; Salmonidae. The transcript is spliced from 4 exons. The record is from RefSeq and is a predicted model, not a curated record. The coding region runs from base 6 to 1004 and encodes 332 amino acids.
UGACAAUGGCAUGCCCAUUCGUGCAAGAUGUGGUGGAUGAAGAAGCACUUGUGCUGAGGAGAGCCUUCAGGCGAGAAAGGGUCUUCAGGGACCGGUUGGACCCACUGGCCUUCCCUGAUGACCAUCUAUAUGAAAGAUACAGGUUUUCUGCAGAUGGCAUCAGGUAUCUAUGCAGACUACUGGGUCCCAGGAUUAAGCACCGCACUGCACGGAGCCAUGCACUGAGUGUGGAGCAAAUGGUUUGUGUGGCCUUGCGCUUUUUUGCUAGUGGAGCCUUCCUGUACUCAGUGGGGGAUGCAGAACAGCUGAACAAGGCCACAAUUUGCCGCACAAUAAGGAGUGUGUGUCUGGCUAUCAAAGCAUUAGCAGAUGUCUUCAUCUCCUUCCCUGGCCACAGAAGACUCUGUGACAUCAAAGAGGAGUUCUAUAGGAUUGCAGGUUUCCCCAAUGUCAUUGGUGCAGUGGACUGCACACACAUAAGGAUAAAAGCCCCCUCAGGUGCCCAUGAGGCCGAUUUUGUGAAUAGGAAAUCCUUUCACAGCAUUAAUGUUCAGAUGGUCUGCAAUGCUGACUGUGUGAUCAGCAAUGUUGUGGCAAAAUGGCCUGGCUCAGUCCAUGACUCCAGAAUCUUUCGGGCCUCUGAAAUCUAUCAGUGCCUAUCACAAGGUGAAUUCUCUGGUGUGUUGCUGGGAGACAGGGGGUAUGGCUGCCAGCCUUUUCUCCUGACACCUUUCACAGACCCCCAGGAAGCACAGCAGGCCUACAACCAUGCCCAUGCCAGGACCAGGGCCAGAGUUGAAAUGACCUUUGGCCUCCUGAAGGCACGCUUUCACUGCCUUCACAAAUUAAGGGUCAGCCCUGUUAGGGCAUGUGAUAUUACUGUGGCUUGUGCUGUCCUCCACAAUGUGGCCUGCCUGAGGAAGGAGAGGGCCCCAGAGUGCCACCAGCCAUGGACUGGGACAAUCCGGCAAUCUUCCCUGAUGACGACAGUGGUCGGCUGCUGAGGGACCAAUAUGUGUUGAAUUAUUUUAGUUAGUAUGUGUGCUUUCAAUUUUGGUUAAAUAUGUCCUGCGGUGGCAGAGGAAUUUGGGUUUUUUGGGUUCGUUUUUUGACGAAUUUGGCCUCUUAUGAUGUUUGUGCGGUAUACUGUGUGUAAUACAAGGCUGCAGGGAGGCUACUGCAUCCAUUCAUUUGUCUGUUCAGUUGAUGUGUAUGGAUUUGUCCUGCAUUUAUUUUAGUGUGCAGACAUGCAGGGUGUGUUAUAUACAGACCUUUGAAUGUGUAUGUAUCAUUUUGUAUAAUAUGCUUGGAUUCUGUGCUUUCCAUCUUGUAGAGUCACUGUGACUUCAGUUUCGAAAGGAGCUGAUGGUUUACCUGCUUUGUUUUGUCCUUAUUCAAUAAAGGAACAUAAUGUUA